AUGUCCGACAGUGAGAAGCUCAACCUGGACUCGAUCAUCGGGCGCCUGCUGGAAGUGCAGGGCUCGCGGCCUGGGAAGAACGUGCAGCUGACGGAGAAUGAGAUCCGCGGCCUGUGCCUCAAAUCCCGGGAGAUCUUCCUGAGCCAGCCCAUCCUGCUGGAGCUGGAGGCGCCCCUCAAGAUCUGCGGUGACAUCCAUGGCCAGUACUACGACCUCCUGCGGCUGUUUGAGUACGGGGGCUUCCCUCCGGAGAGCAACUACCUCUUCCUGGGCGACUACGUAGACCGGGGCAAGCAGUCGCUGGAGACCAUCUGCCUGCUGCUGGCCUACAAGAUCAAGUACCCCGAGAACUUCUUCCUGCUCCGCGGGAACCACGAGUGCGCCAGCAUCAACCGCAUCUACGGCUUCUACGAUGAGUGCAAGCGGCGCUACAACAUUAAACUGUGGAAAACGUUCACCGACUGCUUCAACUGCCUGCCCAUCGCCGCCAUCGUGGACGAGAAGAUCUUCUGCUGCCACGGAGGUCUGUCCCCCGACCUGCAGUCCAUGGAGCAGAUUCGGCGUAUCAUGCGGCCCACAGACGUGCCCGACCAGGGGCUGCUGUGUGACCUGCUGUGGUCCGACCCCGACAAGGACGUGCAGGGCUGGGGCGAGAACGACCGCGGGGUGUCCUUCACCUUUGGGGCCGAGGUGGUGGCCAAGUUCCUGCACAAGCACGACUUGGACCUCAUCUGCCGGGCACACCAGGUGGUCGAGGACGGCUACGAGUUCUUUGCCAAGCGGCAGCUGGUGACGCUCUUCUCAGCUCCCAACUACUGCGGCGAGUUUGACAACGCUGGCGCCAUGAUGAGCGUGGACGAGACGCUCAUGUGCUCCUUCCAGAUCCUCAAGCCCGCCGACAAGAACAAGGGGAAGUACGGGCAGUUCAGCGGCCUGAACCCGGGCGGCCGGCCCAUCACCCCGCCCCGGAACUCCGCCAAAGCCAAGAAGUAG
This is a messenger RNA of Pipistrellus nathusii (Nathusius's pipistrelle), 993 nucleotides long. NCBI's taxonomy places the organism in Eukaryota, Metazoa, Chordata, Mammalia, Chiroptera, Vespertilionidae. The record is from the annotation of a GenBank genome assembly.